AUGCUCGACAACGAAGUGGCAUCUAUCUAUCUAUCUAUCUAUCUAUCUAUCUAUCUAUCUAUCUAUCUAUCUAUCUAUCUAUGUUCAUAUCUAUCCUUAUAUCUAUCACUGUUAACAUCUAUCUAUCUAUCUAUCUAUCUAUCUAUCUAUCUAUCUAUCUAUCUAUCUAUCUCAUUAUAUUCAUUAUCUAUCUAUCUAUCUAUCUAUCUAUCUAUCUAUCUAUCUAUCUAUCUAUCUGUUAUGGUCCGGUUCCUCGUACCACGGUCCCAUAACACUAUCUAUAUAUCUAUGUUCAUUAUCUUUCUCAUUAUGUUCAUUAUCUAUCUAUCUAUCUAUCUAUCUAUCUAUCUAUCUAUGUUUAUAUCUAUCCUUAUAUCUAUCACUGUUAAUAUCUAUCUAUCUAUCUAUCUAUCUAUCUAUCUAUCUAUCUAUCUAUCUAUCUAUCUAUCUAUCUAUCUAUCUAUCUCACUUUGUCCAUUAUCUAUCUCAUUAUGUUCAUUAUUUAUCUCUGUUCAUAUCUAUCUAUCUAUCUAUCUAUCUAUCUAUCUAUCUAUGUACCGGCAUUUUCAACAGCGUGCUCGAACAAAAUGUGCUUUUCCGUGUAUAGUCGCCCAGGGCGUCUACUUCGAAGCAUAUUUCCCAUCACGCCAAAAAGUACCCGCUGGAACAGUCGUCUCUCGUACAGGGCAGUCGUCUCUCGUACAGGGCAGUCGUCUUGCGUACAGGGCAGUCGUCUCUCGUCGGCUCCCUCGUCCCCGAUGCUAUUUACGUCUAUGGCGGCGCAGCGACUUCUCCCGAUGUACCAAGUUAAGUGUUUAUAACGCCAAUGUCCCCUCUGUACGGCGCUUAGGCAUUGUCUCUCAGCAAUACCCUAGCCUUCCGCAACAAUGGCUCCGAAUCCCGCGCUCUCAGGAUCAUCGAGACGGGAGUGCACUUAGUAUAUCUAUAUCUAUCUAUCUAUCUAUCUAUCUAUCUAUCUAUUUAUCUAUCUAUAUAUAUAUAUGCAAGCUUCUAUUGAGAUGUCUCGCUCUUUUUGUCCAAUCAAUCUUUGCAAUUAUACGGCCUUUUCUAUCUAUCUAUCUAUCUAUCUAUCUAUCUAUCUAUCUAUCUAUCUAUCUAUCCCCCUCAGUCUGUUCACUAUCUAUCUAUCUAUCUAUCUAUCUAUCUAUCUAUCUAUCUAUCUAUCUAUCUAUCUAUCUAUCUAUCUAUCUUCACUAUCUAUCUAUCUAUCUUUCUAUCUAUCUAUCUAUCUAUCUAUCUAUCUAUCUAUCUAUCUAUCCCUUCGUACUAAUUUGA
This is a messenger RNA of Acanthosepion pharaonis, 1296 nucleotides long. NCBI's taxonomy places the organism in Eukaryota, Metazoa, Mollusca, Cephalopoda, Sepiida, Sepiidae. The record is from the annotation of a GenBank genome assembly.